Molecule: messenger RNA, 6378 nt
Organism: Epinephelus fuscoguttatus (brown-marbled grouper)
Lineage: Eukaryota; Metazoa; Chordata; Actinopteri; Perciformes; Serranidae
Product: MLX interacting protein
Exons: 17
Coding region: 285-2852 (855 amino acids)
Biological process (GO): regulation of transcription by RNA polymerase II
Cellular component (GO): nucleus
Molecular function (GO): protein dimerization activity; RNA polymerase II cis-regulatory region sequence-specific DNA binding; DNA-binding transcription factor activity, RNA polymerase II-specific
Source: RefSeq, a predicted model, not a curated record
CCUGCUCCGCAGCCUGCAAGCUUUUUUUGUCAGCUGGUCGCUGCGACUCCCAGCUACGUCAACUAUCUAACAAGACAACAACAAGUUAACUUGGGCCACUAAAUACUAACAGCGAGCUCUAAAAAUGAGUGACCCGAGGACUCGGACUGGACGGCACCAAGUUGACAAACUUUAACCGACAGUCCGGCUGAACCGCGUCAUCCUGCACCGCCUCAUGAAAGACAGAGUUUUAUUGUCCUAGCUUGUUGGCUAACGUUAGCUAUUUGUCUGGUGAGUUCACCGACAUGGCUACAAGAGAGAUUUCUUUACGGCAGAGGUACCGUGGCACCCCGGCGAGCAUAAAGCAGGAGCAGGACGACGACUCGGACGCGGAGGAGACCCAGCUGGGGCUGAAGAGGUCUGACGGGCUGGAGUCACAGAUCAUCCACAGCGGACACUUCAUGGUGUCCUCGCCCCACAGCGAGCACCCCCCGAAGAAGGGCUACGACUUCGACACUGUCAACAAACAGACCUGUCAGACCUAUCAUUUUGGCAAGGCGAGCACGUCGCACCUCUCCAUAGACGCUUCACUCACCAAACUCUUUGAGUGCAUGACCCUGGCGUACAGUGGUAAGUUGGUAUCUCCCAAAUGGAAAAACUUCAAGGGUCUAAAGCUGCUUUGGAGAGACAAGAUUCGCCUCAACAACGCCAUAUGGAGAGCCUGGUAUAUGCAGUAUGUGGAGAAAAGGGAGAACCCUGUUUGUCACUUUGCAACACCCCUGGAUGGAAGCAUGGACUCCGACGUCCAUCGUCCUACAGAGGGCAUUGCCACGGAGGGGAAAUGCUGGAAAAGAAGAAUUGAAAUCGUUAUAAGAGAAUACCACAAGUGGAGAACAUACUUUAAAAAAAGGUUGCAGAAGCACAAGGAUGACGACCUCUCAAGCUUGCUCAAGGGGCCAGAGGAGCAGUUGUUGCUGUUCGGGGAAGUCUCUCCAGACAUGCUCCGUGUCUCCUUUCUUCAGGAUGAAGAGAGUACUGCACGCCGCUUGCCUCGUAAGAAUUAUGAAGCACCCGCCCCCAUGGAGAUGGACCCCCUCUUUGACAUGGAUGUUCUGAUGUCAGAGUUUUCAGACACGUUGUUUUCUACGUUGGCCUCGCACCAGCCAAUAGCCUGGCCCAAUCCAAGGGAGAUCGCUCAUGCAGGGAACGCAGACAUGAUCCAACCAGGACUCAUCCCUUUACAACCCAACCUAGACUUCAUGGACUCCUUUGAUCCACUGCAAGGUAACUUAUUUCACAGCCUCCGUCAGCCCGCCUUCCCCUCUGUUUCACCCACUGCAACAUCUGUCACCCCUCUACCCAGCAGCAGCUCUCAGUCACAGGCCCAGUUAAUGCCCUCUCUGCUUACAACCAACCACAUCUCCCCUCCUGGCCCCCCGCCCAUCCCCUCUCCCAUGGCCAGUCAAACCAGCCGAACAGCAAGUGGUGCUGCCUAUGUACCAAACUACAUGCCUCUGUUUCCUGGGCAGGUGGCGCCCAGUGAUCAAGCCGUAGUACCCUCAGUCCCUCAGCCAUUAUCCCAUGAUCCUCUGGCGCAGUGCCUUUCAGGUCGGGACAUGGCCUCGGUAGCACCCAUGGUUCCUUCACCUUUGGAUCACACCUCAGCACUGGACGAGACUGUAGCACCAUCUGUGAUUACACACACGGCCUCCUCUACUGUCACGCCGAGCGCCGCCACCACCACCUUCAGCCACGCCUCAGAGUAUUGCUCCAUAUCAACACAACCUCCACCUCCUCCUUCCCAGCUGCAGCCCUUGGCUCCAUUACCUGCCACUCCCGUCCAGCACCCUCAGACUUUCGCCCUACCUCGCCCCUUUCAGUCACCCAGUGCCAACAAAACCCACCCUGUGCAAAGGAUUUCUAGCACCAUCCCUUCGUCCCACCUAAUCCUCACAGCUCCUUUCCCAGGUAAUACUGGUGCAUUGAUUGUUACGCCAACGCCUCUGAAAGCAGAGCAUGUGGUCCAUAACACUGGAGUGGUCAUCGCUCCUCCUCAGCUUAGAGGGACAAAGAAGUCUCCAAAACCGAUCGUCCCCAAAGAAAAGUCUUAUUCUUCCAGCCUCAAAAAUCAGAAAGCCUCCUCGAGUGUCGUUCCCAGUCAGCCAGGAUCAGGUCAAGGAUCACCACGUGGGUUAGAUCAAGUCCCUAGUCCGCAGUCACUGAGCAGCAGCAGCAGCAGCAGCAGUACACCUCUGGUAAAGAAUGAACAAAAUCAGAGCCGGAGGAUAACGUACAUAUCUGCUGAGCAAAAGAGACGAUCAAACAUAAACAUUGGCUUUAAAACACUCUGCAACCUGGUUCCCACUCUGAAGUCACAGUCAAAUAUCAGUAAUGCAGUCACGCUGCAGAAGACAGUGGAUCACAUCGGGAAGCUCCAACAGGAGAGGCAGCAGAUGCAGGAGGAGAUCAAGAGAUUACGAGAGGAGAUAGAGGAGCUCAACACCUCCAUUAACUCGUGUCAGGAACAGCUGCCUGCGACAGGGGUGCCCGUCAGGCGGCAGCGCUUCAACCACAUGCAAGAGAAGUUCAAUGAAUAUGUGAAGAACCGCACCCUUCAGAACUGGAAGUUCUGGAUUUUCAGCAUCAUUAUCAAGCCUCUCUUUGAGUCAUUCAACGGGAUGGUGUCCACUACAAGCAGAACGGAGCUGUGCCAGACCACAUUGCAGUGGCUCGAUCGUCACUGUUCCCUUCCAGCACUCAGACCCAUGGUGCUGAGCACCCUUCGCCAGCUGAGCACAACCACGUCCAUUCUUAGCAAUCCAUCCCUGUUGCCUGAAGAAGCCAUCCAGGCCGUCACACACGCAGAAGUGUAGCCUCGUGCUCAGAGGAGGUGAGGCAACCCCAACACCACCUGAACCUUUUAACAGCAAUCAUCGAAAUGACAUAUCACUAGUUUACCUUUGAUUGCCAUUCAGCGAGGUCACCACAUCUUCCACGGAUUCACGGCUUCCCUUUAAGUUAAAUGAAAUGAUAAACGCAAGCUGGCUCACCUUUACCCCGCAUGUACAACGGUCAUACAUUUGUCCUGCUGUACAUUCUUGGGAAUGACGCACACGUGUUUGAUUUUACAUUUAUAACAAUUGUGCAAAAAAUGGCUUUUAUCAUAUUAUAUUUGAAUGACAGCAACUACUACUAUCAUCACCUGCUUCAGGUGACGAGCCUUAGAUAGUUAAUUGGAAGGUGGUACUGAUUGUUUGCUUUUUGAACAACAACAUAUAUUUAAAUGACUUUUAUAAUGUAAAAACACAACAUUGUGUCAAAAAGGGAAAUACCGAGUGAUUGUUCAUUUUGUGUUCUCUCUCAGUUGUACAAAUCAUUUGGAUAGGAGGCUUUUCUUACGAGCAGAUGAGAUGAAUGUGGGAUUUUUUUAGGGACUAGCUGGCAGUGUAGGUUUUGUUUUUGGAGGCUCUGAAACUUCACAGAAAGGCUUCUCAUCAGAGCAUAGAGGACGGCCUGAAACAUGGCGAAGGUGAUCACUCGUGGGCAUGUCUGUGCUUAAAGGAAUACUUCACUCACAAAAUGACCAUUUCUGUGUCAGUUAAAGCCUCUGCACACUGAGUCCAUUUUCCUCUGAAGCAUUUUUUUAAUACGUCAUCUGAAAAAAAUCGUUAAGCACACUGAUUCUGAUGUGUUUUAUUGUUCUAUUCAUUGUGAAAAUUUGCAAUACAUGCCUCUCUCCACUCUCUACCUAUCUGGCUGUCACCACUUCUUCUCUGUCUACAUUUGGCACCUCAGCUGCAUGAAGAGACUGAGCUGUCCUCCCUUUUUCCAUAUUCUGUGUGCUCUCCACAUCCUCCUCCUUUUCACCAUCAUCCACCUGAAUAUUACUGUCUGACCUGUUGAACGUGAGCUGUCUGAGUCCUGAAGUGAUUCUGUGUGCGCCCUGUUUUGCUGUCUUGUUGUGGCUGUGUCCCAUUUGUCUUCACUGAUUCUUGGUCAAAUUUUAAAGAUGAACGAAAGUUUCGGACUCAGUGUGCAAACGUGAUCGACUCAACGUGAAGUCGUAUUUAUUUUUAGAUGUGCGACAAUUGCAGACGAAAAAAAAGCAGAUUUUUUUUUCUGUCUUGCAUGUCUCAACAAUAAACAGCGAACAUAUUGAUUUGACCAUGUUGAACACCUGCAAAACAAUAUCAAAACAUCUGUUCACAAACUCUCACAUAACUCGUGCAGUAUAAUCCAAGUCUCAUUUGUCCAGUAAAAUGCUCAGCACCUUCUAAACACGCACAUUUUGACGAAACCCUAACUAAAAAUGAAUCGUAUCUAUUCUCCUGACAAAACCAGACUCCAAUAUGAAGAAUGAAUGUUUUUAUUUUUUUAGUAAAAAUUCAUGUGUUUUGGGAGGAAUGACCAUACGAUUGGACAAAUGAGACUUGGAUUAUACUGUUGGAGUUGUGUGAGAGUUUGUGAACAGAUGUGCUGUCGUUAAAUGUGCUCCCCUGUCAACAUGUUCUCUGUUUUCUGAGGAGGCUUUUAACAAAUUCAAGAUAACACAGCAAAACUGAUUCAUAUCCAAAUGGUCAUUUUGUGAGUGAAGUAUUCCUUUAAAGGUCAAGUGUGUAGGAUUUAGGGGCAUAUAUUGGCGGAUAUGCAACAAAAUAUAAUAAAUAAAUAUGUUGUCUUUACUGAAAAUAAGAAUAGCUGUGUUUCUGUUACCUUAGAAUGAGCCGUUUAUAUCUACACAUGGAGCAGGUCCUCUUCUACAGAGUCUGCUGUGUUGCACCGCCAUGUUUCUACUGUAGCCCAAAAUUGACAAACUAAACACUGAAGUUUUUCAUGUAAGCAUGCUUUAUUCAGUGUUUUAACCGGUUUAAAUCACAAGGUCCGCUUGUUUUGGAGAGGAGACCUCUGCGUAUAAUUGGGUUCCCAGUAAAAACCUCCUGAACAAUGAUAACCGUAGGAGUUCAAACCAUAUGGUCACGUUUGACACACUGCAGAAAGUUUCAGGUGGUUUCAAUCUGCUGUCCUCACAGCUAGAUGCCACUAAAUCCUACACACUGCCUCUUUAAUUAGUAAAAGGCAACUGAGAGCUUUAUCGUCUUUUCCAUCCCUCAUUUACUCAGGUGAAUGUUAUCUUGCCAGUUGACCAUAGUAGUGUCUUGGUGGGGUUUUUUCAUCCAUGCUGAACCUUCAUAUUUUGCUUGCUCUGCCCAUUUCCAGUGAGUUCAUCUGCAAGUUGUACAAGAAAUCCCAUCAUUUUAUAUGUUAAACACAUGGAUUUCUACUGGGCAGGUCACAGCAUAAUGGAGCAAUAUUACUUAUAGCCCUCAUAGGGAGCAUAACUGAAAUAGCAGUACACAUUAUAUUCACAUGUACAGUGUUACAAGAGCGAAGCUUAGCUGUAGGGGUCUUUCUGUUCUUUGUCACUCAGGGCUGGGCUGGUCAGUGAAAUUAUUUUCCAUUUUGCUAUGAACAAAUUGAUUCAGGGUCUUUCUCAGCAGGAAACAUGUCUGCACAAGGGUAAAGGUUACAUCAUAUGGUUUGAUUUUGUCCUGCUCAUAGUUACACUCAUUUAUAAGGUGUGUUAAUGACAGACGCAGGAGAAAACAGUCUGUCCUGUGAAAUGAUGCAGCACAUUCAAACAGUCCAAAAGCCAUAUGAACGAUUAAUUUACCCAUCCAUUCAGUAAAUGUUUUUUGUGUAACUGACAUCAUAUUUGAGUGCUCUGUCGACUGCUUGAGAAUUAGACACUGUGCAGAUUUGAUCGGCAUGCCUGACGUACUUCAGCCUGAAGGUCAAAUUAAGUGCCCUUACUUGUGAUCUUUGCAGGCUGAUUAGUCCUUUUUUUAAUUUUGUGGUUCAGCACUCCUCAGGCAGACAUUGAUUUUGUGAUUGUGUCUUUAUUUCCUGCAGAACAACUUUGUUUACGCUGAGUUUUAUGGUAGCGAAUGACGCCACUGAUCGUUCUUAUCUGUUGAAUGUGCAGCUUUUUGUGUGUUUUAUUGUGGAUUGCAGAUAUCUUUAAAUGGCCGGUUUUACUUUGUUUUUUUACAUCAUUAAAAAAAAAAAUAGCUGUUGAUGUAGAGGCUGCUCAAUUUACAGUAAGACGAGAAAAGCAGUCAUUAAGAUUCAACACAGGCCCAUUUACUUUUGACAGUAAAGACCCAAUGUUCCACCACAGCUUGGCAUUUGUGUGGAUUUUUUUUUUCCAACCAUCCUCUGAUUUUAAAAUGUUUGUCAUACCAGGUUGGAUUUCCAACUUCUGCUUGCUGUUUUUGUGAGGGGGUUUUGUACCUGAUGAUGUACAGUAUAUCAUUGCAGAUUGGAUCUGCCCACGUUGGUUCUCCCCAAAUUUGGUGUUGUAUUUCAUUUGUUUUAAGAAGUAAAGAUAUUUUCUAUGUG